This is a messenger RNA of Cutaneotrichosporon oleaginosum, 468 nucleotides long. RefSeq lists its product as uncharacterized. NCBI's taxonomy places the organism in Eukaryota, Fungi, Basidiomycota, Tremellomycetes, Trichosporonales, Trichosporonaceae. The record is from RefSeq and is a predicted model, not a curated record.
CCUGAUGGACGUGUUGGCGGAGGACUUGAAGCAGCCGGGCGUGACGGUGGGGCAGAUUGCAGAGAAGCACAACGUGUCCAAAGCACGCCUCGAGGCCGUCAAAAAGCUCAAGAUGGUCGAGGCCGAAUUUGUCCGCCAGGUGAGUUUGGGCACAGCAUGAUGACAAAACAACAUGACAUUCUUUAACAAGACGCACACUGUGUAUAACAACUGUGGUUACAACAUUCUUCACUUCCUGAUACUUUUUCCUCGUGAUGGUACCCGUGCCCCGUGCUGACGCGUGCGCUUUUCUUUCGUCGGCCAUCACGUCUCGCUUAAUUGCUUCACAUCACAGGGUCUUCCUCUCCAACAUGCCUUCCACAACCGCAUGGAGGUCCUCCUCGACGUCAAGAGCCCCGUCAAGAACAAGACUGUGUCUCUGGAAUCACGCCGAGCCGAGGAGCAGGCGCGUGCCCUCCACCCCUCGAC